This is a messenger RNA of Talpa occidentalis (Iberian mole), 6216 nucleotides long. It is a transcript of the gene GMPR2, whose product is annotated as guanosine monophosphate reductase 2. The coding region runs from base 523 to 1716 and encodes 397 amino acids. Gene Ontology annotation, biological process: nucleotide metabolic process. The transcript has 10 exons. Gene Ontology annotation, molecular function: GMP reductase activity. Lineage: Eukaryota; Metazoa; Chordata; Mammalia; Eulipotyphla; Talpidae. The record is from RefSeq and is a predicted model, not a curated record. Gene Ontology annotation, cellular component: GMP reductase complex.
UUCCCAGCACUCUGCCUGCGGGAGUCAGUUCUGCUUCCGGGUCAUGAUCUGGCCCCACCCACCCUAGUCCGGCCUUCUUCCCACCGCGUUCCCGAAAGGCCCAGGAGUGCUCCACGUUUCGCUUCAAUGGCGUCGUGAGUGAAAAGAAGGCGGUCAGCUUAGUUACGGCAGAGGUGACCCUCCCGCGAGUCUCAGAGUCCCUGGCGAGCCCGGGCUCGUGGAAAGGGGCUGAGCGAACUCUUAGGCCAAAGGGCCGUCCCGCGCGUUCCACCCUGGGAGUUGUAGUCCCCAGUGCCUCAGCUCUAACGGCAACCUCAGUGUGUGAACUUGGUUACCCACAAGGCCCCCCCGGAAGCUGCCAUUGCUGGACUAAUCGGACUCGCCGGCAAUUAGCCGAGCUUAUUUCUGUGACCCAGAAGCCUUUGCGGGGUCGCGCGAGGAAAGUUGCUAAGGGGCGCUGCGGGUCAACUGCCACCUGGGCCAAGGCGACAGGAAAUUCCUCGAGACCUGUAGGCCCACAACAUGCCUCACAUUGACAGCGGCAUCAAACUGGACUUCAAGGAUGUCCUGUUGCGCCCCAAACGCAGCACUCUUAAGUCACGAAGUGAGGUGGAUCUCACAAGAUCCUUUUCAUUUCGCAACUCCAAGCAGAUGUACAAUGGGAUCCCCAUUAUUGCUGCCAAUAUGGAUACUGUAGGCACCUUUGAGAUGGCCAAGGUUCUCUCUAAGUUCUCCCUCUUCACUGCUGUCCAUAAAUACUACAACCUCAAGCAGUGGAAAGAGUUUGCUAGCCAGAAUCCUGACUGUCUAGAGAAUCUGGCUGUCAGCUCAGGCACAAGCUCUUCUGACUUUGAGCAACUGAAAGAGAUCUUGGAGGCUAUUCCCCAGGUGAAAUAUAUCUGCCUGGAUGUGGCAAAUGGCUACUCUGAACACUUUGUUGAGUUUGUCAAGGAUGUGCGGAAGUGCUUCCCCAGCCACACCAUCAUGGCAGGGAAUGUGGUAACAGGAGAGAUGGUGGAAGAGCUGAUCCUCUCUGGGGCUGACAUCAUCAAAGUGGGUAUUGGACAAGGCUCUAUGUGUACCACCAGGACGAAAACCGGAGUGGGAUACCCACAGCUCAGCGCAGUGAUGGAAUGUGCAGACGCUGCUCAUGGCCUUAAAGGCCACAUCAUUUCAGAUGGAGGCUGCAGCUGUCCCGGGGAUGUGGCUAAGGCUUUUGGGGCAGGGGCUGACUUUGUGAUGCUGGGUGGCAUGCUGGCUGGGCACAGUGAGUCAGGUGGUGAGUUCAUCGAGAGAAAUGGCAAGAAGUACAAACUCUUCUAUGGAAUGACUUCUGAAGUGGCCAUGAAGAAGUAUCCUGGGGGCGUAGCUGACUACAGGUACACAUGGAGGCCAGCAGCAGUGGGUGGCUGCUGGGAGAUGGAUGGUACAGUUCUUGGGAGAAAAGUGGUAAACCGGGUCAGAAUGCUAGAGACUGGGGAAGAGUCACUGGGCUUAAGGAAUUCAGGAGUUUUUCCUACUCUAAGGGCCUCUGAAGGAAAGACAGUGGAGGUGCCCUUUAAAGGGGACGUGAAAUAUACCAUCCAGGACAUCCUCGGAGGCGUCCGCUCCACAUGUACCUACGUGGGGGCAGCUAAGCUGAAGGAGCUGAGCCGGAGAACUACCUUCAUCCGUGUCACCCAGCAGGUGAAUCCCAUCUUCAGUGAGGCGAGCUAGACCCUGGCAGCUCUGCCUUCCCAAGGUAUCAGCACCCACCAUAGGGCGUCCCAAGUGGGCUUCUCACUUGUGCCAGCUCCUUAUUACUCAUUAUUUCCUGGUACCUUACUCCUGAGGGCUCCUGCAGUAAUCUUGUACUUUUCUGUCUGCACAAGUGCCUAGGGCACUCAAUGGGGAGGAAAUAAAGAAGAAAGGCUGAGGAAAGUAAGAUAAUCAAUUCAAAAUCUGAGGACCCAGCAUCCUGAAGAUAAGCGGUAAAGAUGCUGGUUCACAUAUAAGUGUUUUAUAUGGCCUUAGUCUGGAAGAGGUAGGCUUUAAGAAUCAUAUUUUGUUAAUCACUUUCAUUAUGAGUAGAAAGCUCAGAGAAAGUGUUUAUACAUUCAAAUACUGUAAUAAAGAGCAAUCCAAUGAUGUAAAGAGAUUCUGAAGUUUUUGAACAAGGCCCGGCAUCUGGGUGCUGCAAGCAGCACCCCACCAGUUGGCUCCGCAGAAGCAAGGACAAUGAGUACUUUCCCCAUGAAAUGUCUUCUUUCUAGUGUCCCGACCCCCAGCAGGUAACAUAGCAGCAUGAGAAUGUACAAAGUGUAUUCUGGCAUGAAGACACACACACAGAUAUUUUCAGAAUAGCCAAAGGAAAUUUCCUUUCUAUGCUUUUAGCCGUAGAGAAGCCAGUUCUGUUUUUAAGGAAUGCCACACUCUGACCUUAAAGCAGCCUUCAUUCCCCUCCUCAUACCCAAAACAGUGUUUCAAUAAAUCCAAAAUAAUCACUAAACAUACAAAGUAAUUUGAGCAAUGUGUAGUCAGGCCACCCACUGGGCUUUCACUGUAUUCCCAAUAAACUGUGUAGAGCUGAGGAGGAAGGAGACAAGCAGAGGGUACUCCAGUCCUAUCACCAGUGUCUCGAGCUGUCUAUAUGGUCAUAGGACGGGCUGCACUGGGGCCAGAAGGGGGAGGUAUUCACAGAAGGUGGGGAUCAGGGUGUCAAACUUUGUCUUCUGAUAGUUUUCCAGAGACUCCUGCAGAGAAGGGAGCAGGGAGAUCCUGUCACCACCUGGAACCAUUCCCUGAGCCCUCCAUGUUCUGGAGCAUGUGGGUCUCUCGAUUUUGUUCUGCCCAUCCCUUUUCCCAACUUCCUAGUCCUUCCUACUCACCUUUCCUUCCCCCUGGCCAUUUUCUUCCUCGUCAGAGUCCAAAACCAAGUCCCCUAUGGUAAUGACAGAGCUGCACAGAGAUGGAAGACACACUGCAAAAAAGAAACAAAUCAAACUACUCUUCUAGAUGAACAUGGGCCCUCAAGAAUCCAAAAGAUGAGGCGUCCGACCUAGACCCAACUCAGGAAACCUACCUGGUGUCAUCGUCCUAGGGGGCGAUAACGACAGUCUUACGGGGUUCAUGGGAUCAUCCAUGCAAUUCCUGAAGUGGGAGCAAGCAAAGAAGAUAGGGUGAAGGGAAAGCAGGCGAGGAUGUGCUGUUGGUAGGGAGAAGCAACUCUGUACCACUCACUCCUUUUGCUCUGAGGCAAACAGGUCAACUGGGCUCUCCAGUGCUCUUUCACCUAGUGUCUGGGACGGGCCCUUGGCAGUGGAACCUGUUCUCUUGCCCACAGCACUUGCUGGAUCUGCCAUGUGCGUCCCUUGUUCUUCUCUCUCCUCAGGUUUAGAUAUGACCUGGGUUGGUGAACCCAGAUUCCUAAAGGGGUACAGCAUGACUGUGGGGCGCUCCUUAUGGCCUCCCUUAGUGGAUGUCCAUCGGGACUGGAUUCUUCUCCGACCUAGAGGGGCCAGAUUGAAGUGGUGGCCAGCUAAAAGUUCUGGGUGCUUCCUUAAGGCUGCUCCCUGAGGAAGGUAUGGAUCAGGCUUGGCUUUUGGCAGAGGAUUGUGGAGUGCUAAUCUUGGUUGCUGAGGACUCUGCUCCAUGGGCUCUGUCAUGUCCACUGAAUCAGUAAGCGAGCACUCUGAAAAGAAAAGGAAUCUCCUUAUAAAGAGAACAGAUGAUAGAUGAACUCUGCCUGGUUUCUUGUGCCUCAGAUCCAUGUAACCCUUCCAAUGGGUUGUCUCAAAAGGCUAAACACCCUACUCCCAAAUUCCUAGUAUGCCCAAAUGGUCCUGGUACCUGGUAGUGGCCACCUCAUGUCCACCGCAUAAUGGUUCAAGGCACAAGAAGAAGUGAUAGAAACUCCAGGCUGCAUCCAACUGAGCACAUCCUGAAGCUGUGGGCAGGGAGAGAGGCAUGAAAACCACUGUUUUUGAUAAAACUACCCCACACUCUGCCCUUCUGUGUUUUGCCCCAAUAAAACCUGCUGUGCUUGCAGUGCAGGAAGUGCUUUUUCCAGCUGACACAAGUAUUCAAAAAACAGCUUUUCCAUAGCAGCAAGAAAGGAUUCCCCAUAUUCUUGUGCAAGAUCCUGCAGGUGGGGAAGAAGCAGGUCAGGAGAGGACUAGACAAAAUAGCCACAUGGCAACUAACAAACGAGCCAGUCUCACCUGCAGCUUUGAAGUCAAAUCUACAGGGCCCUCUGCUAGCUGCUUCACCUGCUGGCAAAAGGUUUCCCGUGCCUCUGAAAUCUUCCUCAGAUCCUGCUUUGUCUGUUGAGGGUAAGGAGUUAAAGGGAGUUAGGGGACCAGAAUACAGUGGCUGGGAUGAGUAAUUCUGUUACAACUGUUAACUGAGAUUAGUAUUUCUUCCCGGGGUUACUCACGGCUUUGGGAUCCCGCACUACAAGUCCGGAUUCAGGGAAAUGGUGAUGCAGGGCAUUGAGAACCUGGGCCCAAGGCCGAUUCUGCAGGAUCAGCUCCACCACGACCUGUGAACCGUACUGAGCUCAAAAUCUCUACUUCGGGGACCAGAAAUGCCACAUGUAUCCCCUGUACAGACCAUGGAGCCAUAAUCCUUGUUCUGGGAUGGACUGACAGAUGGACAGAAUAACUACUUCAUUACAAAAUAGUUUAUUAGCAUUUGUGCUGCCCAGUGCAAGUGAAGAUCAGCCCCCUCUCCAGGUGCCCCGGCCUCCCCACCUGAGCCCCUAGGGGGCUGCUCUGCAGUGAGCCUGUCUUGAAGCAGUGUCCAUGUUCAUCAAACUCCAGUCCAAUUGCUCCUGGCCCAGGGCUAAGCCCCACCUCGAGAAGCCAUAGGGAUGGUUUCUCCUGAAUUGUCACCUCCAGCGUUUGAGAAGACCCUGCCUCCGGAGGCUGGAGCGACGUCCACCUGGAUGACACCAUGUACUUGGGAGAGCUGAGGACUGUCCAAGCUGGCAAUGAGCUGGCGGGGGCCUGGUCGUACAGGCACAAAUGUCUGACGCAGCGUCACUGUCUCGUUGCCCCCAAUGUCCCUGUGGGCAGAGAAAGGGUCAUGGACCUGGGCUGACUGGGGGUAUGAUGGGAGGAAGAACUGAUGGGGCAUCCAUGAAGGAAGAAGCAGGAAAUGGAGUUUUUCAGUCACUCUGGUCUCACCUGGUAUCUCCACACCCACGACCAGACUGAGUCCCAAGCCGCCUCCACAGUCAGAUCUGUAGCCACCCACCCGGGACUGAGCUGGAAAUCGCUGUCAUUUGACUCCUCCCUCCCCACUCCCACAGACACCUGGACAGAGAUUGCUGCACUGCCUCCCCCUCCACCCCAUUGCCGGCACUCCUCCCUAACCAACCAUUCCCCAUAUUGUCUGGGGGUUCCAAGAGCAAGGAAACCAAAAGGAGACUUUGGGGUUCAACACGGUAUUACCAACUAGUUUCUGUCUUGCUAACUAAGAAAAUGGAAGAAAAGCAAUUGUCCUCUGUGACAAUCACCUUUACAAAAAAGGAGCAUUUGAAUAUUUCAAAACAGUGGAAGGAUGUUAUCCCAGGAAAAAAGGGAAGAGUCUUCCUAAGGGCAGGCAACUGGCAUCUUUAAAUUGACACAACUCUCGUGUGUAUGUGAGAGAGAGAGGCUGAGAGAGACAGAGACAGACACUAUAGUGUCUUUAUUCCCGUCUGUGGACCUCUGAAAAAUCUAUUCCCAAACCACCCCUCUGGAAAUCACAAUUUUGCCUCCUUGCCUCUCAUCUACUUUUUCCAUUCUAUUCUCAGACUGCCUAGAGGUGAACUAAUCCCUUCAAGGGCUUGGCUUCCUUGAGACCACAGCUCCCUAACACGACAUGCUGGCUUGCUCUGACUCAGCCCCUUCCACCUGCAGAGCCCCAUCAGCCCCUACCAUUCCUCCUGCCCACCAGCCCACCGGCUCUUUCUGGUGAACUCUGAACUCACCUGGGCUGUCUCCAGGCCUAGCUCACACCACCUCAUCAGUGAGAGCUCCCUGAGCAUCUCCUGCUCUCAGGAAAAUGACUCUCUCCUCAGAGCUCCUCCAGCCAUCUGCAUGUUGUGCUUUAUACACUGAACAUGACUGAAUUGAAGUCAAACCUGCCAACAUCUGUCCCUUUUGGCGUCUGCCUAAACCCUUAUUUCUAGCCCCUGUCUCAACCUAAGCUCUCUUUGGGGACCCUUCUCUGGAACCUGACCCUGUGUAGACA